AAAAGACAACUUUAUAUCGCAUCGCUAGCGUCUGAUGGCAAUCGAAAUAAACACUACCGGCAUGUGUGCAAAAAUCGCGAAAACUAACAACAUUCAUUUAAUUUAAAACGUGUGUGCUUUUUUGUUUUUUCUUUGAGAAAGAAUAAAAUAAUACAAGCCCCAUAAGCCAUGGAAUGGACAGAAGUAGAAUUGGAUCGCACAUCCCAGUUCCCUGUAGGGACCAUCCCCAGCUAUGAGGAUAUGCUCAGCAAGCCGCUCAACAAACAAGCCCUCUGUGCUGACUAUAUUGGUGGCAUCAUAAAUGACGGCCGUUGCGGUUGGGUGACACGCCGGAAUGCCGAAAGAGCCGAACUGCAAAUUUAUUGGCUGAAAAGCGGCGCUACCAUGGCCAAUUACAUAUUCUUGAAGAAUAAUAACAGGGUUGGUCAGGUUCGCUGCACCAUCCGCGCCGUCGUAGAGAUACUGACAAUUGAUGCAGACGUGUCCCCUUUGCUGGCUGUUGCCAUACAGACACCAGAGGGCAAAACAAAGGUGGCCAUCUACACGCCCAACUGUAGUCAGGUGUUGCGCUACAUUGAUCUUGACAUGGGUGGCAUCAACGCGCACACUUUGACCUUCGUGAACGCCAGCAUUUGCAAGAAGAGUUCAAUUCUUGAUAAAUAUGAUGGCUGCCUGGCAGUGGGCACCAUCGACGGCAGCGUGCUGCUAAUCGAUGUGAAGGCACAGCACUUGAUUGCAACACGUUGCAAAAGUGUUAACCUCCCAGACAGCCAGGUGCAACGCGGCGCCAUCAUUUGUCUGUCCCUCAAUCAUGCCCAUGACGGUGGACAAUUGGAUGCAACGCUGCUUAUCAGUCGCAAGCAGGACAAGCAUAUGGUGCUCAUUGUGGAAAUGCCGCCGAAUGUGCGGUCAUCCAUCAUGAACAUUAAAAUGAUUGACAUUAUUUCGGGAUUUGCUGCUGGCUUGCAGGAUGGACGCGUUUUUAUAUAUGAUCUGUGCCGUUUUCAUAUGGUCGCUGAGGUGGCCGGGUUGCCCGAAGACUCGUUCGUGGAUAUACUGGGCCUGUGCUACAUUCUGCCGCCGGAUGAUCCGCAGCCAUGCUUUUACAUAUGUGCCGUCUACAAUCAAUCCGAUUAUCUGAUGGCCUCCCUGCAUGUCGUCAAUUAUAGACGCUUCGGAUUGCCGGAUGACAAUUGUGAGGUGUUUCGCUCGUGCGACUUUCGAAACACAUCGCUGCUCAUUCGCCUCGUACUGGACACGGGCGAAUGUUCACUGAUUGGCUGCAGCACAGUGUCCACUAUCGGCAUUCGCGGCGACAAUGGCACAUUGCUGAUCGUCAUCAGUUGGCAGUCACAAGUGGACAGCAAAAACAAGCUGAUGCUCUUUGACAUCAAUCAGUGGUACAAGGACGAAAUGCCGAGCAGGCGUUCGGGCAGCAAUCCCAACUAUCUGUGUGGCCUUGAGCUAAACGGACGGCACAGCGGUCUCGAUCUGCAGCUAAACCCCAGAUCCAUUGUCCAUUUUAGCGCCCUUCGUCGCCACGAUGCACACUUCUAUCCCAAUGCACUCUCUUUCGAUUGUACCCUGAUGACGGUUACCGGCUGUCACCGCUAUGUGCAUGAUGGUGUCCAGAGACGUUUUCUGAAUACAAUGUACAUGCAGAAGGCAAAUCUGUUUCUCGAUCCACAGCCAUUUCUCGACAAGAUUAUCAAAUGCAAUUUGUCGCCACAGUUCUACGAGCACAAUGCGAAUGCUUCGCUUACAGGGCACGAUAUGUACGAGGUGAUACUUUCGGUGGCACUGGAGCAGGAUGGCAAUUCUCUGCUGUUUAGCUGUGCACGGUAUUGUUUGGAUGGCAGUUUUCUGUGCAACAUGUUGGGUACGACAAAGCUGACGCUGACCGUACUGACCAACUGGAUUGUGAAGCGAGCCGCGCACAUUAGGGGGCGUUGCUCGGAGCUGUGUCAGGGCCUGUUCGACUACGGUGGCUAUCCGCUGGACGAGUGCGAGCACAGAGAGUUUCAGGCGUUAAACGCACAGCUCUUUAAACUGCACGAGCUGCAGUCGUUCAUUUUUAAGCAGGGCCAAAAUCGAUUUGUUCUAUCUACGAUCAACACUCUGAACAAUACGAUGAAAACGCUAAGCGUCCUUUACGAAUAUCAGCGCUUGCUCUACUGGUUCAUUAAGAGUGGCAUCUUGCCCAUUAAUGGCAGGGAGAAUCAGCAGGCGUUGGAGCACAUUCGACGCAAAUAUGCGGAACGUCGCCACAAGUUGCACCAGAGCGAUGCUAAACUCUAUAUUGAUGAGCAGCUGAAGCGUAGCGGUUGUGCGGCUGCAUUGAAGCACAAUUGCCAGCAAGAGGGACUCUAUCCGCCGCAAUCGAUGCAGGCCCUGAUGCGCCUCAUCCUGCUGCCCACUGUAAGUUUGCUGAAUAAGCAUGAGCUAGUCCUCUAUCUGCUGCACGAUCUGGAUGAACUGGUGGUCGUGCCUCAAAACAAAUCAACGUUGGCUUCGGACUUUGCCACGGUCUUCGGUAUUGGUGUGGAGUCCGUGAAGCGAACACGCUGCUUUUGGUUUCUCGACAAUGACAAUAUUAAGCAAGCCAUGAAAGAUUUUGAGACUGGUUAUCCGGACUGGCAGACAGAGCUGCUGGUUGGGGUGCUGUUAGCGCAGGGCGCCAAAAAGAGUGCAAUGCAUGUGAUGAUCCGAAUGUCUGUCGACAUAUCCUCGACAGAGCUGCAGUUGAAGGUGUUGUUGGAGAACAACAACAUACCGAAGGCAUUUCAUCUGGCGCGUUCGUACAUGGACGCGAGGGGACGGCAACCGUUUCUGGAGUAUGUCUUCAAUCACUGCAUAUCCACGGGCAAGUUCAGUGUGCUCAACAGCCUUGCCAUGCACGAGACCGAGGAGCAGCUCCUCUAUCGCCUGUUGCGUCAAAGUAAAUCAACGUCGGCGAAUUGUGCACACUUAAUCAUGUUGUUGAAGCGCCAUAAUUAUAUUGAUGCCGUGUCCCUUAUAGAUGAUGGGGCGGCGGAACAACAACAACAUCAGGGCACCGAAGAUUACGACAGAUUUACAUAUUACAUGAACAGUUUUCUAACCUCCUAUCGCCGCUCGAUGGCGCCCAUAAAUCGAUCACUAACUGAUAAGUAUUUUCGCAUACGCGAUCGUCUGACUGGGGAUCGUCUGUGCAAUCUGUCGCCGGUGCCGCUAAGCUGCCAGCUGGCCGCACAGAAUACUAAAGGCAAACUGGGCGACAUCUUUGAGAAUGCCGUGUUGAGCUCACACUGGGCCGGUACAAGUUACCGGGAAGAAUCGCAACUGGGGCGACCUCUAAAUGGUCGCAACAUGCCAUUUCUGUGCAAACCGCUUCAGGGUCUUGACUGGCGCUUCAUGCAGGCGCCACUGUUGCGUUCCACCGCCUUCUCCACCUGUAGAACGUUGCCGCAGAAAGCGCAGGAAGCGCAUGCUCGAAAUAGCAAGCGCAAGCGAGGAGAAUGGGCAGAACAGGAGCGCAGAGCGCUGCAAGAUGACAGCUUGGUGGAGGCGCUGCUGCAACCGCCCUCCUAUUUGCAGCUGAAGACCAGUACUAUCGUUACAACAGCAACAGUAACAGCACAUCAGGAGCAGAGUCCGUUGACGCAGGCCAUCCUCAAGAAGCGCUUAAGCGUGCAUGCAACGCAGCCAUUGGAGAAGACGACAAAUUUUAGCUUCAUGCCGCCAAUUCCACUGGCCGAAGCCAUGCAACAGUACAGCGGGGACGAGGACAAUGAGAUGGAGGAGGAGAAGCACCAGCCAAAGUAUCAUUACCAGGAGGCGAAGAAGCAGAAGCUGCAUCAUCAGGAACAGCAACAGCAACAACAGCAGCAGCAGCUGUUGGAGGUGGAAGUGGAGGAAGAGGAGGAGGGUUUGGAUGAGAUCUUUGUGGAAAUAGACCAGCAGUCGGCUAGUCCUAAUCCGGAGCGCAUGGACACAGACACAGAAUCCAUAUACCUCUCACAGCCGGCCAGCUGCAAUGUAUCAUUUGCCGAUAAUAGCCAGCAGUUGACUGACCAGAAGCCAACUACAAUGGCACCACCAACUGGUCCACAGCCACGCAGUUCGCUGCUGCGGCACACGAGCAGCAGUGGCUUUGGAAGCUUUGCUACUGUCCAAAUGGGCAAUACGGGCUCGCUGCAGCUGACUGAAUUUGUGCCGCCUGUGUGCUCCUCGAAGAUGGGCUCCAGCUCGCAGGUGAAGUUCUCGGAGCGUUCCACGAUCUGUGGUUGUGUGGAUGAUCCAACUGUGUUGGUCUCACAGCCCGCUUGGUCGAUGCGAUCCGUGACGCAUACGGAAGCAGUUGAGCCGCCCUCUCCACAGAUGCUAGACACCACAUUGGGCAUGUCCAGUUAUGAUCUCACCGCAUUGGAGCCGGCAACAGAAGCUGAACCAACGGGGGCAACUAAGGAUGAGCCGUCGUCAGUGCGCACAUAUACAUAUGAAUAUGUGGUGGAUGAGCAACAGAACUAUGAAGAGGAGAUCGAAGUGGAUGUGGAUGUGGAAAAAGUGGAAGAGGAGGAGGAUAAUGUGAAAGUGGAACAGGAAAAGGAAGAGGAUCGGGAGAUGAGGGAGCAGGAAAUGAAAGAGUGGGAUUUGAUGGAACGGGAAAUUAUGGAGCGGGAGCUGCUAGAGCGCGAUAUAAUGGAGCGGGAGAUGAAGGAGCAGCAGGUGGAGGAACAGGACGAGGAUGUGGAGGUGGAGGAACAAGAAGAGGAGCAGGAAGAUGAGCAAGAUGAUGAACAGGAAGAGGAGCACAAGGAGGACGAGGACGAGGAGGAGGAAGAGCCAAUUCCAAUGAGCUACAUCCGCGUCACGUCCAGCUUUAACAUCAAUAGCGAACUAUUGGACUUAUCCUCGUCGGAAGUGGUGGCGCCUCGACCAGAUUCACCCAUCUACUCGAUUGCGGACUCCUCAACAACAUCACGUUCGCCCACGUCUCACACACCCACCUCAUUCCUGCCCAGCGACACGAAUGUCUCGUCGAGUCCACGUGGCGUGCAUGGUGGCGCUGGCAAUGGCUCCAAUCGAUCCCUGUAUCGUGCAAACAGUCUGGAGACGGUGGAUGAUCAGGACACCACCAAGGGCUCACUGGUGGAGGAUGAUGAUGUUGACUUGGAGGAUGACUGCGUUAUCGCACUCGAUGGUACCGAGGUGCGCGGCUAUGUGGCACGCCCGGAGCCAGCAGCCGCCACUGUCUUCAAACAACAGGAUGAGAAGGAAAACCAAAGUUCAACGGUCGUCCAUCCCAUUGAAUCCGCUGUAGAGACACUCCAAUCCAACGAAAUACUGAUUGUCUCCGACAAUGAGGAGAAUGAAGCGGAGCCCGUAACCCUCGUUCUGGUCGUCUCCGACAACGAAGAGGAGGCGGACCCGCAGCCGAAGGCGGAGGAGGAGCUCAUACCUCUCGCCGAUAAAUCUGCCGCAGGUAGCCCAAAACAAAAGACGGCCGACUCGUCGCCAGUGGCCGAACACAAUAUUGACUUGCGCUCACGUCUGCGCAGCCAAGAUCCACUUCCCAGUGCAUCAGUGAGUCCAAUGAGACGUAGCCUGCGCAACUCCAUAGAAGAGCAACCCACGCCUGAGGUGCGACUGUCACCAGUGACCACCCCAUCAUCAAGAAUACGUAGUCUUCGCAGUUCCAGUCGGGCCAGUGAUGACCAAUCCACGCCCGAAGUGCGUAAAUCAGUUGAUACUCCCUCAACCAGCAGGGGUCGCCUGCGCAGCGCUGAUGAUGCAAGUAAUCUCCCAGAGCGUCGCUUGCUGCGCGGUGGCUCCAUGCCAGCAACAUCAAAGCCUGUUCCGGUGUCCACGCCCAAGCGACACAAGCUACUGUUGCCAAAGCCAUUGGGUGGAAUUCAGGAGGAGGCAGAAACGGUGCGCAGUAGCAGUGAGCCGCCUGCAGCAGUUGUGGCCAAGCGUGGACGCAAACUGAGCGAGGAGCCCAACAGCCCAAUUGUGGCUGCAUCCGAUAGCGUGGAGCAGGCAGAGCUGCCUUUAGAUCCCACCGCUAAACCACAGAAAGGGCGCCCAAGACGACGUUCUUCCGAACAGUCUGCAUUGAGUGACCGCAUAGCCGGCCUGCGCAGCCAAGAUCCACUUCCCAGUGCAUCAGUGAGUCCAGUGAGACGUAGCCUGCGCAACUCCAUAGAAGAGCAAACCACGCCUGAGAUGCGACUGUCACCAGUGACCACCCCAUCAUCAAGAAUACGUAGUCUUCGUAGUUCCAGUCGGGCCAGUGAUGACCAAUCCACGCCCGAAGUGCGCGAAACAAUUGACAGUCCCUCAACCAGCAGGGGUCGCCUGCGCAGCGCCGAUGAUGCGAGUAAUCUCCGACAGCGUCGCUUGCUGCGCGCUGGCUCCAUGCCAGCAACAUCAAAGCCUGUUCCGGUGUCCACGCCCAAGCGACACAAGCUACUGUUGCCAAAGCCAUUGGAUGGGAUUCAGGAGGAGGCAGAAACGGUGCGCAGUAGUAGUGAGCCGCCUGCAGCAAUUGUGGCCAAGCGUGGACGCAAACCGAGCCGGGAGCAGACACAAGACAGCUCGACGCUUCCGUCUAGGAAUCUCCGCAGCAGACGCAACACCGAAGAUGCCGAUGUGGUCCCAGUUGAGGUGCCACCGUUGCCAGAUGCCAGUGUGCCCCCAAAAAAGCGUGGGCGACCAAAGAAGCUUACGUAAGAAUACGUUAAUGAUUACGUUAUAUUAACAAAGCAUUAUUACACACUUGCUCGGUAUACACUUGAAUUAUUUGAAUUAUUAUUUGUGUUGUUAGUUGAUGGAAUUAAAUGUUAUCUGAAUAAAUGAAAUAUUUGUAUUUCCAA
Molecule: messenger RNA, 6857 nt
Organism: Drosophila grimshawi
Lineage: Eukaryota; Metazoa; Arthropoda; Insecta; Diptera; Drosophilidae
Gene: Elys
Product: protein ELYS homolog
Exons: 6
Coding region: 169-6714 (2181 amino acids)
Molecular function (GO): protein binding
Source: RefSeq, a predicted model, not a curated record